Exserohilum turcica Et28A is the source of this 474-nucleotide messenger RNA. RefSeq lists its product as uncharacterized. NCBI's taxonomy places the organism in Eukaryota, Fungi, Ascomycota, Dothideomycetes, Pleosporales, Pleosporaceae. Bases 1 to 474 code for a protein of 157 amino acids. The record is from RefSeq and is a predicted model, not a curated record. The transcript has a single exon.
AUGUCAGCAGCAGCAGCAGCAGCGGCGGCAGCUUCUGUUGCACUUGGGCUCCACUGGGCGCUGGCACCAAUCGACAGGCGGCGGAUGCAGAAUGCAGAGGCUCAAGCAGCACAAGGGCUGACGAGGCCGCCGCCUGGCACGCGCCCGGCCGUGUCGCUGGCUGUCGUCAACCGGGGCCCGUACGCCUGCGAGAGCGGGGAAUGGCGCGAGUCGCCCGGCACACGUGUAGCCGAGGGCCGUGAUGCAGUGCAGAGAGUGCGCGCGAGAGUGCGAGAGUGCGAGAGUGCGCCCAUGGCCUCGUCUUGCUCGACUCACACUGCCGUAUACUCUGGCCUGCCCUUGACCCGGCCUUCACCCUCAGCUGCCAGCCGCCGUGCCCCUGGCGGGCUGAGGCUAAAGACGCAGAGAUCGUCAGGAACAGCGCUGCCAUUGGCUCCCACGUCGCCCCCAGCCUUGCCGCUUGCGGCCGCAUGA